Molecule: messenger RNA, 2625 nt
Organism: Euleptes europaea (tarantolino)
Lineage: Eukaryota; Metazoa; Chordata; Lepidosauria; Squamata; Sphaerodactylidae
Product: vomeronasal type-2 receptor 26-like
Exons: 6
Coding region: 1-2625 (874 amino acids)
Biological process (GO): G protein-coupled receptor signaling pathway
Cellular component (GO): membrane
Molecular function (GO): G protein-coupled receptor activity
Source: RefSeq, a predicted model, not a curated record
AUGAAGGUAUUUGUGUUGUUACAGCUGGUACUGUUUUAUGAAAGAACAUUGAAGGCUCAUAUUGUGAAGUGUAGGAUUCGAGAUCUUGACCCUCCGCUCCAAGAGUACCAUCAAUCAGGAGACUUCUUUAUUGGUGGUAUUGCUUCUCAGAGUUUCAACGUCAAUCCUGUAUACUUCACUGAAUACCCUCCAUCUGCAUUGGCUGAUGAGCUUCUUACCAUACCUAAGAAUUACCAGCACAUGCUGGCCUUGGAAUUUGCUGUAAAGGAGAUCAAUGAAAAUUUAGCAAUCUUACCCAAUGUCACCUUGGGCUUUCAAAUUUAUGACAGCUAUUUCAAUGCUAAGCCAACCUACCAUGCCACAAUGCAACUUAUGUCCACCCAAAAGACAUUUGUCCCUAACUUCAAAUGUGACAACCAGAAUAAUCUGCUAGCUAUCAUUGGUGGAUUGGAUGCCGCAACCUCUUUUGAUGUGGCAACAAUACUGAGUAUCUAUAAGAUUCCUCAGCUCAUAUAUGGUUCUGCUCCAGAGACAGAUACAAAUCCAGAACUUUCCUUCUACCAGAUGUACCCCAAUGAAGCCCUUCAGCAUGCAGGAAUUCUCUCCUUACUAAUGUAUUUCAAAUGGACGUGGAUUGGGGUCCUUGUUAUGGAUGAUGACAUUGGAGAAAACAUUGUGCAAACAUUACUUCCUGUGAGUUCCAAGUACGGUGUCUGUUUUGCCUUCAUUGGAAGAUGCCCCAGAUCAAGGUUUGUCACAGAAAAUAUGUACCUGGUACAACAGGGGAGAGAAAUAUAUGAUAAAAUAAUGAGCAGCAAAGCCCACGUAUUUGUGGCAUUUGGACAAUCAUAUAGCCUCAAUGAUCUGAGAUGGUUGAUGUUUCUAUCAGAAGGGCAAAGUAUCCCAUGGAAAACAAAAGGUAAAGUGUGGAUACUGACAGCCCAGAUGGAUUUCACUUCUUAUGUUUAUCAAAGGACUUGGGAUACAGACAUAAUCCAUGGUGCUCUGACCUUCAGCAUACAUUCCAGUCAUCUUCCAAGAUUUCAGAAAUUUGUUGAGAACAGAAAUCCUUCCAACACAGGGAGUGAUGGAUUUAUAUGGAACUUCUGGUGCCAUGCCUUUGACUGUGUAUUCCCAAAUCAAAUUCAGGGUGAAGUGAGGGAUGAUAUUUGCACAGGGCAAGAGAAGUUGGAAAGCCUUCCUGGAUCUUUUUUUGAAAUGAGCAUGACUGGCCACAGCUACAGCAUUUACAAUGCUGUCUAUGCUGUGGCCUAUGCUGUACAUGCCAUGCACCAGAAAAAGCACAGAACAAUGGUAAACAGUCUUCAGGAUCUAAACCAAUGGCAGCUACACUACUUCCUUAGAAGAACUUCAUUUAACAAUAGUGCUGGGGACAAAAUUUCAUUGAACAAAAAUGGGGAGUCACUUGCUGGAUUUGAUAUUGAGAACUGGAUCAUUUCCUCAAAUCAAUCCUUUCACAGAAUGAAAGUUGGCAGAAUGGAUCUCCAGGAUCCCCACGAUCGUUCCCAACAAGCAUUCACUAUCAGUGAUGAAGACAUCACAUGGCCGGACUGGUUUAACCAAACACAGCCAAUUUCGAUAUGUGGUGAGAAUUGCCAUCCUGGCUAUAGCAAAAUCAUCAAGGAGGGGGAACCAUUUUGUUGUUACGAUUGCAUGCCAUGUCCAUAUGGGAAGAUCUCAGACCAAAAUGACCUUGACAACUGCUAUAAGUGUUCAGAUGAAAAGUACCCAAGCAAAACCCAGGAUGUAUGUAUUCCCAAGUACAUCAGCUUUCUUUCUUAUGAAGAGCCUUUGGGGAUGAGUUUAGCAUUUUUUGCUCUUUCAUUCUCUAUGAUCACUGCUCUGAUACUCAGAACAUUUAAAAAAUAUCAAAGUACUCCCAUCGUCAAAGCCAACAACCGGAACCUCACCUACACUCUUCUCAUCUCCCUUCUGCUCUGCUUCCUUUGUGCUUUGCUAUUCAUUGGCAGGCCAGAGAAUGUGAUCUGUCUCCUCCGCCAAACUACUUUUGGCAUCACCUUUUCAGUGGCAAUUUCCUGUGUGCUUGCCAAAACCAUGACUGUGGUUCUGGUUUUCAUGGCCACCAAGCCAGGAUCUGGCAAGAUAAAAUGGGUGAGGAAACGCCUGGCCAACUCUAUUGUUCUUCCCUGUUCCCUUAUGCAAGCAGGCAUUUGUGCUCUUUGGCUAGCGAAGUCUCCUCCAUUCCCAGAUGUCGACAUGCACUCAGUGACUGAAGAAAUUGUCCUAGAGUGUAACGAAGGCUCCGUGACUCUGUUUUACUGUGUCUUGGGUUACAUGGGAUUCCUGGCUGUUUUGAGCUUCACUGUGGCUUUCCUUGCUAGGAAACUACCUGAUACUUUCAAUGAAGCCAAGUUCAUCACCUUCAGUAUGUUGGUCUUUUGCAGUGUAUGGUUAUCCUUUGUUCCAACCUACUUGAGCACGAAGGGGAAAUACAUGGUAGCUGUGGAGAUCUUCUCUAUCCUAGCUUCCUGUGCGGGGCUACUGAGUUUAAUUUUUUUCCCUAAAUGCUUUAUAAUUCUGUUGAGGCCUGAAUUAAACACAAGGGAAAUAAUAAGGGGCAAAAUACAAAGCACAGAAGCAUAA